GUUUUAUCUGUAGCUUGAAGAGCAGCUACCAUUUGCUGUCCAGAUACUUGAGCAAGCUCUGGGGCUAACUGAGGACAUGGUCCUUCCUUCAGCUCCUUCACUGGCUGCUGCACCUAAAACAACUGAGCUAUCUGAGCAAGAGAGCGCAUCUGAUGAGGGAGUACCAGCUAGUGAUGAUCAAGAACAGAAUUUGGAAGUUGAUGACCCCAACAAUAGUGAGACUGAAAGCAAAGCCGUUGUCAAGAAUGGUUCUGAUGAAAAGAAUGGCUCUGAUGCUGUUGAAAGUCUUGAUUCAAAUACAAUGGAAGAUGUAAAGAUUAAGAGAGAAGACAUCGUUGCUCAGGUUUCCUUUGAUUUAGGAACCCUAUACUUCUACCAGGAAAAGUUCCAACGGGCAAUGAAACUAUUUGAAAGUUGCAGGAAUGCACAGUGUGAGCAGUCAUCAUUUUACACUGUGUGUGAGAAGAAGUUGUACGGCUACUAUAUAGCUUGUUGUGGUUUAACAGGCAUCCCCUCUGUGGCCCUGAGUACUCCCACUCCUACAGAGAGUAAGCCUUCCUUAGCUGUGAGACUUGAGCAUUGCCGACAUUCUGGAUACAAUAAUGUCAUUGCAAUCCUUUUGGAAGACAACAUUGCACUGGAACUGCCAUUGGAAUAUAGAGAGAAUCUAGUCACAGAGCUAAGGACAAAUAGUCGAAGAAUGAGUGAAGAUGAAGAAAUUACUGGAAACGUUUCUCUUGACUGGCAAGUCAUGGUUUGUAACAUCAUCAGAGACGUUAUAGAGGGAAGACCAACAAAUCCUGGAUUUUGGCUUUCAUUAGGCAACUGUUAUCAGAAUCAACUGGAUGUCAUAUUUUCUCUUUGUUUGCAGUCGGUACCAAUUGAAGAUGACUUCCCUCCUCAUGGUGUUAAGGAUAGCCACAGGUUUAAAAUCCUCAAGUCGUUUAUUCAGAUGAUUUGUUGUACCUGUGAGCAGGUGGAUGGAUGGAAAAUUGCGAGGAAUUCUGGUGCUAAAAUAUUUUUGGAUGAAGAGGAAGAACCAAUGGAUUAUGUCCAGAGUGAAGUGGUUGAUACUCAACCAGAUGUUAUUGAGCAGGGCUUAAUCAUUGAUCAGUAUAACACAGAAGCUGCAUCAGGACAAGAAAGCACAGAGUUAAAGAAAGGCUUCCUUUGCAAUAAGCUGCGAUGCACAGUUGAUCCAGGAGAGAUCAGCAAUCUUGUGGAAGAGCUUCAUCAACUUGAAAAAGGAAGGAAGCAUUCAGAGGAAUUUGUCUGUCUACUAUACAAGAGUCACCUUGAAGAGAUCAAAAGUCUUCAACAACAAGACAUACUGCAUAUCCUAUUUUCCAAAGCCUUGCAUUGCUCCACUGUUAAGGAGUACAACAAUGCUUCUCAGCUUCUUUCUUACGCCCUUGGGAUGGUGAACACCGUGGCUGGCAGAGGAACUGUCAACAGUCCACUUGAGAAAGUAAAAGCUGCAAUUCACCAAGAACUUCUUGUUCUGGAUAUUUGUCAUGAGUCAGGCAACAAAAGAACAGAUGAGAUUUCCAACAGGGUCAAGUCUUACAUAUGGCAAACUACACCAGGAGCAGCAGAAGUUCGCAUUGAAGAGCAAGUAAAUGCCUACCUCUUAAAUGGCAAGGAAUGGGAAUUUUUAUCAGAAAUAAAAGUUGAUGAAAAUGCACAGUCAGUAGACCACAGAUCUCUGAGUAGUUUGUUGGCCUCUGCCUGUUAUUAUUUGUCCAAACCCCAGGGAUGGAGGAAGCCAGCCAGGAGUCUGUGGGAUGGUGUUCUCAAGAUAUUUAGUAAUAGCACUGGACAACAGAAGCGGUCUGCUGAUGGAAGCCAGGGAGCUGCAGUAGCCUCUCAGUCUGAAGGACUAAAACUAACCAGUUUCAUACAUUUUGUAAGAAAAAUCAAGGAGGAGACUGUGCUAACUGUGUUGCUAUCUUGCUUAGUAAGACUACGUAAUGCCUCUAACAAGGGCGAUGAAGUAAAUUCCCAAAGAGACAUAUCAAGCUCACAUAGUCAUCUAUGGCCAACAGCAAUCACAAACCCUGGUAAUGUAAAUUUUGAUCACAUUGGCUUGGCCUUGUCAGGUGUGGUCCACCAUGCCCUCUCUGUACAACAUCAUAAUGUUUCAUGGCUCCAAACCCUUGGAGAUAUCUACUUGGAUUCUGGGAACUAUUCAUCAGCCUUGCGGUGUUAUCUUGAAGCUGGUGCUGUGUCAUCUCUUUUUUUUAAUUCGCCAGUUCCAUCAUCUGUCUGGGAUGAUCAGGUUUACAGAAAAAUGGUGACAUGUUGUUCAGCAAUGAAAGCUCAUGUUCAGGCAGCAUUACUCUGUCAGUGUAUGGAGGUUAAAGAUUAUACAACAGCUUUUAAGGCUCUUCAGCAGGCCUGUUCAUCAAGUUCUGAUGCCAUGGACUUCUACUACACUUUCUUCUGGGACAUAACCAUGUUAGAAUAUUUAACUUACACCCAUGCUAAGCGUGGACAACAGGACAAGAAAUUGCUUACAAUUCAAGCCAUCAGUCAACCUGACUUGAACAUGUUCAACACAUCUGAACUUCUCCAACAUACAGAACAAAGUAGAAAAGCCAAGUUGCUCAGAACUUUUGCUAAACAGUACCUCUAGCAUGAAUUAAUACUGUCCAUAAUUUCUCAUGACAUCAGUAAAUUGUGUGUUGUGUAAAUAAAAGCCAACUGGAAAACCUUAGAUGUGUAUGUGCAGUUGAUUUUGUUGUUGGAAAAAUUGUUUUGCAUCCAAAAUGGCAUGUUGUGAUAACUUCAGAGUCUACACCUCUCAGCUGGCUUUGACUUCUUGCACAUGAAGUGCCUUUGAAUUUCUUCCCCGACUCUCAUAUUCUCAAGACAUGAUAAUCACAGUUUUCACUGUGUUCUCUAAUGAGGAACUCACUUCUCUGUAGGAGAGUAUUUUCAUUUAAUGAGAGGACUGACGGAUAUAUUUGCUCCAAGGGUACCUAAGGUGCGGGUAAACGUCCUCUUUUUCAAGGUUCAGAUGCAAACAAGUUCUUAAAGAUUGUAACUUUUGGGAUAAAAAUCCUUCUGCAUAGGUCCAAAGGCAUGGAAUAAACAAAACAAGUUCUCUCAAUAGUAAAUGAAUGUAAAUUAUUUGUCUUUCUGUUUGUGCAUAUUGUGUGGCAAAACUAAGAAACAGUCAAAGAAGACUAGCAAAAAGGCAGAGGAAAAUAACUCAAAGGUUGUAAUCCACAUUUCAAAAUAUUUAUUUACCCUGCCACCUGCAUUUUCAACAUUAAAUAAUGCAUCUACUAAUUCUCUAGUGAGGUGACUAAUCAUGUAUUCCACUGUCAUCAGUGAAUCAUUAAUUCCCCUGAGGUGAAUAAAAAGAAUGCCUCAUCAGUAUGACUGAUGCAAGAUAUGUGUUGUCAGUGAAAAUGUAAUCUUUGCAGACUUAUGUUGUCACUCAAGACAGAGUGAAAUGAAAGCCUGAAAGCAAAAGUCAGGUUUUUUUUCAAAGCUUAGAAAUGCACUAAGCCUGUGGAUCGUUAUCAUCAACAGGUCCAAUAUGAAAUAUUUUAUAUAUUAAUUGCUACGUGCACAUUUUUUGUCACAGACAAUAAAUAUUGUUAAACAUUAUAUUACAUCUUAAUAAUUUUAAAUAUUAUCAAGCCAUUGCCAAUCCUGGGAAAUAUACUGCCAAAACUGAAAUGCUAUGUGAAAGUAAAGUAAGCUCUGACAUUUUAAAGAAAUUGCAUCAUGAUCUGCGAUCACUAAAAAGAUGAAAGAUCCUGUAUUCUUGGCCAACAAUACAGGUCACCUUUAACAAAAACUGUACACACUCAAGUUGCCUUCCCUUUUUUGUAAGAUCUAGAUCUGAAAAAGAAUUUCAGAAGAACAUAAAUCCUGUAAUUUGUAUCUGUGAUAAUUACUUACACUACAAAUGAUUCACUAAUUACUUAUUACUGUUUUUUUUCAAUAAGUCAUUAACAGUACAUAUCAAUUGCCAGAGGUCUUGCCAUGCUACUACGUUGACUGCAGCAAACAAGACAAUUUGUGUGAAGUGCUUUAGAACUGCAGACUUUGCAUGUUACUGAAAAGAGAAAUUACGCUACAUUUUACAAUUAAUGCUUUGAACCCAGGAGUAACAUUUGAAUGUGUGGUCUGAUCUUCUGGGCAAUGAUAGUCUUAAGAAGGACUAUUGUCAGAUUUAGUGACUGACAUUUGUUGAAUAAAAGCUGGUUACUUAAACAAAGUUAAGAACCGUUGUUUAACAAAA
This is a messenger RNA of Pocillopora damicornis (cauliflower coral), 4258 nucleotides long. Its product is annotated as integrator complex subunit 8. Gene Ontology annotation, molecular function: protein binding. The record is from RefSeq and is a predicted model, not a curated record. NCBI's taxonomy places the organism in Eukaryota, Metazoa, Cnidaria, Anthozoa, Scleractinia, Pocilloporidae. Gene Ontology annotation, cellular component: integrator complex. Gene Ontology annotation, biological process: snRNA 3'-end processing.